Messenger RNA from Lemur catta (Ring-tailed lemur), 3267 nucleotides. RefSeq names its product RAB15, member RAS oncogene family (gene RAB15). The transcript has 7 exons. The record is from RefSeq and is a predicted model, not a curated record. Bases 94 to 732 code for a protein of 212 amino acids. Lineage: Eukaryota; Metazoa; Chordata; Mammalia; Primates; Lemuridae. Gene Ontology annotation, molecular function: GTPase activity; GTP binding. Gene Ontology annotation, biological process: Rab protein signal transduction.
CGGGCGCGGGCCGCGAUGGCAGCGGCCGAGCGGGGCUGAGCCCGUCGCCCGCCCGCAGCCCCCGGCCCCUUCCAGCCCCUUCCAGCCCCAGCCAUGGCGAAGCAGUACGAUGUGCUGUUCCGGCUGCUGCUGAUCGGGGACUCCGGGGUGGGCAAGACCUGCCUGUUGUGCCGCUUCACCGACAACGAGUUCCACUCCUCGCACAUCUCCACCAUCGGUGUUGACUUUAAGAUGAAGACCAUAGAGGUAGAUGGCAUCAAAGUGCGGAUACAGAUUUGGGACACGGCGGGGCAGGAGAGAUAUCAGACCAUCACAAAGCAGUACUAUCGACGGGCCCAGGGAAUAUUUUUAGUCUACGACAUUAGCAGCGAGCGCUCUUACCAGCACAUCAUGAAGUGGGUCAGUGAUGUGGAUGAGUAUGCACCGGAAGGCGUCCAGAAGAUCCUUAUAGGGAACAAGGCUGAUGAGGAGCAGAAACGGCAGGUGGGGAGAGAGCAAGGGCAGCAGCUGGCUAAGGAGUAUGGCAUGGACUUUUAUGAAACAAGUGCCUGCACCAACCUCAACAUUAAAGAGUCGUUCACACGGCUCACGGAGCUGGUGCUGCAGGCCCACAGGAAGGAGCUGGAGGGUCUCCGGACACGUGCCAACAACGAGUUGGCGUUGGCAGAGCUGGAGGAAGACGAGGGCAAACCUGAGGGUCCAGCGAACUCUUCCAAAACCUGCUGGUGCUGAGAGUCCUGUGUGGGGCACCCCACACGGUGCCCUCUUCCCUCAGGAGGCCUGUGGGCAGACGGGGGAGCCUGGCUUUGCCCUGCUGCUGCCCUCUCAUUUGAUGACCCUGUGGAAUGCCAGUAGCUGCCACUCCCCCUGCCUGGCCCUGAGAGCAGCUCUGCUGUCAUCCCCGAGCAGCCUCUGCCCCAGCCCCUCCACCCUGGAGUGGUACCCUUCAGCCUGUUCCCCCAGCCACAGGCCUGCUGUGACCCCAGAAUGUGCUGCGAGCACCGUCUCACCGCCCCGAGCUCCCCAGACAUGGCCGAGGCUGGAGUCAAGGCCCCUGCAAGGCUCCUUUCUUGGUGCAUUUUGUCUCCUCUCUGCUUUUUCUCCCUUCUCCCCACUGGUCUUUCUCUGGCCCCUUCCCCUCCAGUGUGUUUUGCAUCAAAGCCCCUCAGGCCCCUUUCCCUGUACGUCCUGCCGUGUGGCUGCAGGUGCAGUGCUUUCCUUUCCUCCUGACCCUGUCCAAGGGAAUGGACCCAGGCUCAUGGGGACAUGCCAUCUGCUGCUCUAAGGAGAGCCCCCCACCCUGUUCUGUGGGUGGGCCAAAGGCUACAGGGUGCUGCUUCCUCUUCCCCUCCCCACCGUCCCUCUCCCGCCAUGGGCCAGCCUCCCCAGGACCUGGGAAAGCGGAACAUCAAGGUAGGAAGGAAACACCGACCUGGUGGUCCUCCAGCCUGGGGCUGUCCUACCUCUACCUGCUCCCCCUGCCUGAGCUCUGGCCUUGCUUGGCUGUCCGCCUGCCUCACUGGGGAACUGAGCUCAGAGGCAGGUGCUUCGGAGAUGGAAAAUAAGUGAUGAGGGGUGGCAGGGAUAAAAAGUCACCUCCAUUGUCUACCUCCCAUGCAGCAUGUACACAAUUUCUCUCUGUCUGGGCUCCUGAAUUUAAAGAGGUGGACCAAGGCCUGUGGCUACUCCAGGGGCAGGGAGAGCCCUGGGGCCAGUGGUACUGUGAAGCCUACCAUGCACUUGAGGGAAGGAGCAUUUGGGAAUGAAGGACUAGCUCCUACGUGUCAGGUUAAGAGCAAGGGAGAGCUGGCCAGGGAUAGCAUUUUGCAAAGCAGAGGGGAAAAUAGCAGCAGGACCUCCUGGGCCCCAUCUUCCAUUUCUGGGGUAAGAGCAUUUCCCCAGACAUCCUGGCAGAGGAGUGAGCCCAGCCUCCAGCUCUCAAGAUUCUCCUGGGAAUCCACAUUUUGUGGGAGAAGGGCUGAGUCCUCAUGGGAAGAGAGAAGGCAGGCCCCAGGCGGAAGUGCUUGGUGCUGUUCUCUUCAGCCUUUGAGACAAGUGCUCCUCCUGCCCUCUAGCUCCUGAGUAGGCUUGAGGGUUUGCCAACUGCACUGUGGCUGCAGGUGGAGGGAAGAGGACUCCCUCCUCCGGAGCUCUGUGUUUUGGAAGUUUCUUUAAUCCCAUAUGGCCCAAGAGUAGCUUGAAGGAGGCCCUUCUAAAAAGAACGAGGCUUUUACCAGUCCUACUAGGGUUCCUCCCCACCUUCCCAAGGUGGUAGAGGCCUAGGUCAGAGGGUCGUUCAUAUAUUAGCCGUGUUGCGAGGCUGGGGCUGGAGCCAAAACAAAGAACUGCGCAUCGAGCAUUCACCAACCAAGGACCCGAAUCCAGGGCGCACACAUGAGGGAUGAGAACGCCACUUUCUUACUCUCCAAAAGAGGGGCUGGGGAUAAAACCACCAAACCUUUCCUCCUAGCUCUUAUCAAACCAGGACACAAGCCAGCAGGAGAGGGUGGCUCAGAAUUUAGGAGAGGGUUAGGUUAGGUGGAGGCAGGAAAAGGGCAGGAAUAGUUAUAAAUCGUUGCCUAUUGAGAAACCGAGAGAGCUGACUCUAGGAUGGAGCCAUGACUACAGCUGGGCUGCUUCCUCGAGGACUGACUCCUCGGGUGUCAGGACCUAUGCAGCAUCACGCCAGGGGUUGGGAAGGCCAGCCCUCAGCCAGGGGCUUGAGAGAGGAGAUGUAUAAGGCACUGGCUCCAGCCUGCGGCUCAGUAUUGCAGCUUCUGAGCUUCGCAGAGGACCAGGCAGAGCCCCAUUCUCUUUCUCUCCUAGCCCCCUCAGGAAAGAGGGACUAUAUUUAUACUGUACCCUGGGGGUUCUGGAAGGGAAAACAUGGAAUCCGAUUCUGUGGACUGCUGAGCCAUGUCUGCAGCGGGGAAAAGGAAUGGGAGCCGGAGACUUGGGACUGUAGGUUGCAGCCACGCUCACCAGGUACCAGAGUCGGCCUCUUACCCCUAAACUUCUGCAGUCCGGGGUGGUCUGGGCUGUGGCUUGAGGCCCGUGCCAUUGAGCAGGCUCUCCUGCCUGUUUACUGGGCAUCUGUUGUCUUGAGACUCAGCCCAGCCUCGCCCUGCCACCUGCGCCCAAGCCCCCUCCAUCUCCCUGUGAUGGGUGAAUUUCACGUACUGUGUCUCGGGUCCAUUAUAUGAAUUGUGAGCAGGGUUCAUCUAUUUUAAACAGAUGUUUACAAAAUAAAGACUAUUUGAAAUUACA